This is a messenger RNA of Pleurotus ostreatus (oyster mushroom), 1755 nucleotides long. RefSeq lists its product as uncharacterized. The record is from RefSeq and is a predicted model, not a curated record. Lineage: Eukaryota; Fungi; Basidiomycota; Agaricomycetes; Agaricales; Pleurotaceae. The coding region runs from base 1 to 1755 and encodes 584 amino acids. The transcript has 13 exons. Gene Ontology annotation, molecular function: FAD binding.
AUGAACGACACUCACUUCGACGUACUUGUUGUUGGUAUGGGUCCUGCAGGACUUAUGUGCGCCUUAUCCUUGGCGAAAGCAGGGAUCAGGACCAAGAUCAUCGACAGGAGGGCGCCUGGAACGCAGUACGGUAACGCAGAUGGUAUUCAGCCACGAACGGCAGAGAUAUGGGAUUCCUAUGGAAUUCUCAAAAGGUUCGCCGAAGGCUCGGUGCCUGUCCACGCGAUGGUGACCUACAACCCCGAAGUCAUCAACGGUGAAUUGAAGCUUAUAAGGUCGCACCCAGUCCGCAGCAUCGUGGUAGACAGCAGAUUUCCCCACGAAAGGACGGCUGGCAUUGAGUACAUUGAAGGGACAUUGCGAGAAGCACUCCUUGAAGCUGGUGGGAGCGUUGAAUUCAGUACCACGCCAACGAACGUAGAAGUAAUGCCAGAAUCGCAGUCGGACUACCCCGUAAAGGUUACUUUAGAGAAGCUGGCGGCACCGAUGGACAAUCGAGACGACGAUGGGGUCCUUAACCAAGCAGCUUUCACAGAAACGAUCCAAGCCAAAUACCUGGUAGGCGCUGAUGGCGCAAACUCGUGGGUCCGCCGCUUCUUCGAGAUACCAUUGGAAGGGGAUUUGACAAAAUCAGUAUGGGGGGUCGCCGACGUCAUCGUAGACGCGAACUUCAGCGAUUGUCGAAUGAAGUGUAUUAUCACUGCGCCAACGGGCACAAUCAUCACGAUCCCUAGAGAAGGAGAGAAGAUUCGUUUCUAUGUGCAGAUGUCCCUCGACGAUUGUCAACUCACUUCCGAUGGACGCGUCGAUAAAUCAUAUCUAUCAAGCGAAGCGGCUCGCCACAAGGUCAUAAGUCGAAUACAAGCAGGGAUGUCACCUUUCGAAGUGAAGUUUACGGAGGUCUUCUGGUGGACCAUAUUCGCCAUCCCCCAGCGAGUCGCGAAGCAGUUCUCAGUUCAUGACCGUGUCUUCAUUGUCGGCGACGCGUGUCACCAACACUCCCCCAAGGCGGGACAGGGAGCAAAUGCUGCCAUGUGCGAUUCGCAUAAUCUUGGGUGGAAGUUAGCACAUGUGAUCAAAGGAUGGGCCUCGCCAAAUCUCUUGCGGACGUACGAGGUCGAACGGAAAGGUUACGCCCAGCAACUUAUUAACUUUGACAAGGAAAUCUCAGAGACCUUGGAAAGAGAUCCAGAGAGCUACGAGAGGGUUUUGCACCGUCAAAACAUGUUCACUAGUGGGUUGGGAGUCCGAUACAACUCGAUGCUCAUAAAUCAGCCAUCGUCCUCCCACGAGGGAGAACAAGGAAUCACAGCUGGCAGGUACUUACCAUGGUGCCCCAUCACUCGACUCGCCGACUGGGACUCUAUGGAUAUGCAAUCGUUGAUAAUUUUCGACGGACUUUGGAAGCUACUGAUUUUGCCAGGCGAUAUUCGUUCACCAAACAACCUAGCUGAGCUCGCCCGAACGGAGAAGGAAUUAACAAGAUGUGUCGGAGUACUCAAGCAUGCAAGCUUGUAUACGAUUCUUGAUAACCGAGAAGACGAAGUCCAAUGGACUGACGUGCCGAGGGCCCUUCGUUCGUGGAAGCGUGUCUUCGUCAGUGGCCGAAAGAGUUCAUUGAACGUAUACGAACUCUUGGGAGAUAGUAAACUCGGCUCACUCGUUUUGGUCCGACCCGAUGGUUAUGUUUCCAUGGUUCAAGAGCUAUCUCAGUUCAACGGCGAUGAACUGACUAGAUUCUUCCUCGGCCUGUGA